AUGUCGCUCGUUCCAUAUCAUCCGCGCGAGGGACGCGAGGUCGUUCUCCGCCACCACAACGCCAUCGUCGUCCGCGACCCCUCCUCCCAGCGCCUCGAGCUUCGCGGCCUUGAACUCCACGAAUGUCCGACCUGCCAUCAGCCCCUGCGACGCUCGUCGUCCCCCAACCGCCAUCAUUUCGAUACCCCCGGCCAUGGCGACACGUAUGUGGACCCCAACUACUUCCGCAUGCUGCGCGCGGGCUACCUGGCCCAGGAACCGAACCGCAGCACGCCCUCGAGUCCGAUUCGCCGGCUAGUCGAGCCCCUGCCCGGCGUAGAACACGACGAGGGCGAAACCGAAGCAGAAAUUCCCCCCAGUGCCCCGUCUAGUGCUGGAAUUCCUCACCCACAACGCGGUCGCAUCCGUCGCGAGGCCUUCACACCAGGCUACUUCAAUACCUUCUUCAUCGAAGAAAAGGAGCUCGGCCGCGGAGGCAAGGGUGUUGUGCUCCUAGUCCGGCAUGAAAUUGACGGCUGUAACCUCGGACACUUCGCGUGCAAACGCGUCCCCGUUGGCGACGACCACGCCUGGCUGGAAAAGGUGCUCGUUGAGGUCGAGCUACUGGCCAAGCUGUCGCAUCCCAAUCUUGUGUCGUAUCGCCACGUCUGGCUGGAGGAUGUGCAGCUUAAUCGGUUUGGACCGAGUGUCGCGUGCGCGUUUAUCCUGCAGCAGUACUGCAAUGGGGGCGAUUUAUUGCGGUAUAUAGUCGGGGAUAAGCCGAAGGAGGCGACGAAGGAGGAGCUGAAGGAGCAGAUGCGACGCAGGUCUAGGGGGCAGUUGGAUCAGCCGAGGACGCAGAAGCGGCUGUCGCCGGCGGAGAUUUACUCGCUGUUUAAGGAUAUCACGUCUGGUCUGGCGUAUCUCCAUGGGGCGAACUACAUCCACCGCGACCUCAAGCCGAGCAACUGCCUUCUUCACAAGGACGGCUCACACCUGAAAUGCCUGAUUAGUGAGUUUGGCGAGGUCCAGGCCGAGAACGUGAUGCGAAAGUCGACCGGGUCGACGGGCACAAUUUCAUUCUGCGCGCCCGAGGUGCUCAAGAAGGACGCGACUGGCCGAUACGGCAACUUCACUACCAAAUCCGACAUCUUCAGUCUAGGCCUGAUCCUCUACUUUAUGUGCUUCGGCCGCCUCCCAUACGACAACGCGAACGUGGUCAACGAGGAGCUCGAAGAUAUUGACCAGCUGCGCGACGAGAUCACGCGCUGGAAGGGGUUUCGGGAGGAGAGGCGAGAGCGGCCUGAUCUGCCGUCGAGCUUGUACCAGUUGUUGAAACGGUUGCUUGCGCUGAACCCGGCGGAGAGGCCGACGGCGCAGGAGGUGCUGGAGAGCCUAGAUAAUGUGGUCAGGCCGAAGAAUGUCGGUCCGCCAAUCGGGCUUGGCUUGUCUAGCGGGAGGGUGCAGAAUCUAGAUUCUCCGGUAAGGCCGGUUGCGCCGGUGCCUGAACCAUCCAAACGUCCCCGAUCCUCCUCCUCCUUCCCCUCCGACGACGACGAUCCCGACGUUACCUCACCAACCGCCCCACACCCCAACCACAGUGGCCACUCCAACUCCCUCACCCUCGCCCGCGCCCCCCUCCUCAACCCCCCCCCUUCCAACCGCCCGGGACAUCUUUCACCCUCAUCCAAUCUAGCUCAUCUCCCGGUCCCCUCAACCCCGCCAUCCCCAUCCCCUUCGCACCGCUCCCGACCGAUCUCAAGGCAAGGAAGUAGGACACCUUCCCCUACGACACAGGCGACGUUAACCACCCCACUGCUAAUGCCCCCCCCCGCAACGGGGUUCGCACGCGUCAGAGAGAGGGCAUCGGAGUGGGUUGAACAACCGGGCCUCGGUUCCGUGCUGAGGUUUGGAUUAUUUGUGGGGAAGAUGGUCUCGCUUUGGGGCGCGUGUUGGCCGUAUAGUGUAGAGGGAAGGGUUUUUGUUGUUGGGGUGUUGUUGGCGGGGUGGGAUGUUGUUGAUUUCGCAAAUCCUGUUCCUGGUCCGGAGAGGAGUAGGGUUAAUAGGCAGAGAGGGGUAAAUGGGACGGAAGGAAGAGGGAGGAGAGAUGGGGUUGACAUUGCGGAGUGGCUGUUGAAAGCGAGUUGGAGGAGGAGUUUGGUGUUGUUGAUUGUGCAUUGUGCGGUGUUGGGGUGGGUUUGGGUGGGUAAUGAGGAGGUUUGUGCUGCGCAGGUGAGGGCAUAG
This is a messenger RNA of Thermochaetoides thermophila DSM 1495, 2223 nucleotides long. RefSeq lists its product as uncharacterized. The record is from RefSeq and is a predicted model, not a curated record. Lineage: Eukaryota; Fungi; Ascomycota; Sordariomycetes; Sordariales; Chaetomiaceae. Gene Ontology annotation, biological process: protein phosphorylation. Gene Ontology annotation, molecular function: ATP binding; protein kinase activity. The transcript is spliced from 3 exons. The coding region runs from base 1 to 2223 and encodes 740 amino acids.